AUGGCCACCCCGAACGGCGCGCGGGACCCGGGGCAGCCCGCGGGGAAGGCGCCCGCCCUGCCGCGCCCGCUCCGCAGCCUGGAGGUCAAGUUCACGCAGAUCUUCAUCAACAACGAAUGGCACAAAUCCGAGAGCGGGAAGAAGUUCGCCACAUACAACCCGACCACACUCGAGAAGAUAUGUGAAGUAGAGGAAGGAGAUAAGGCUGACGUGGACAAGGCGGUGGCAGCGGCCCACGAGGCCUUCCAGCGGGGCUCCCCCUGGCGCAGGCUGGACGCCCUGAGUCGAGGCUACCUGCUGCACCAGCUGGCCGACCUGGUAGAGAGGGACCGCGCCCUGCUGGCAACGCUGGAGACCCUGGACACCGGGAAGCCCUUCCUUCAUGCAUACUUCGUAGACCUGGAGGGCUGCAUCCGGACGCUGCGGUACUUCGCGGGCUGGGCGGACAAGAUCCAGGGAAAGACCAUCCCCACUGACGACAAUGUGGUGUGUUUCACCAGGCACGAACCCAUCGGGGUUUGCGGCGCCAUCACACCUUGGAACUUCCCGCUGCUGAUGCUGGUGUGGAAACUGGCACCGGCGUUGUGCUGUGGAAACACCGUGGUGGUGAAGCCAGCAGAACAGACGCCCCUCACCGCGCUGCACCUGGGCUCCCUGAUCAAGGAGGUUGGGUUCCCACCGGGCGUGGUGAACAUCGUUCCUGGCUUUGGGCCCACGGUGGGAGCCGCGAUCUCUUCACACCCGCAGAUCACCAAGAUCGCCUUCACAGGUUCCACAGAGGUUGGGAAACUGGUGAAGGAAGCCGCCUCCCGCAGCAACCUGAAGAGGGUGACCCUGGAGCUGGGCGGCAAGAACCCCUGUAUCGUGUGUGCCGAUGCUGACUUGGACCUGGCCGUGCAGUGCGCCCACCAGGGAGUGUUCUUCAACCAAGGCCAGUGCUGCACGGCUGCCUCCCGUGUCUUCGUGGAGGAGCCGGUGUACCCCGAGUUUGUCCGGCGCAGCGUGGAGUAUGCCCAGAAACGGCCCGUUGGGGACCCGUUUGACGCCAAGACAGAACAGGGGCCACAGAUCGACCAAAAGCAGUUUGACAAGAUCCUUCAGCUUAUCGAGAGCGGGAGGAAGGAGGGUGCGAAGCUGGAAUGUGGGGGCUCAGCCAUCGAAGACAGGGGCCUUUUCAUCAAGCCCACAGUGUUCUCCGAAGUCACCGACUCCAUGCGCAUUGCCAAAGAGGAGAUCUUUGGGCCGGUGCAACCCAUCAUGAAGUUCAAAGACCUCGAGGAAGUGAUCCGAAGAGCCAACAGCCUGGAGUAUGGACUCACGGCCGCCGUCUUCACCAGGAGCCUGGACAAGGCACUGAAGCUUGCUGCCGCACUGGAUUCGGGCACUGUCUGGAUCAACUGCUACAACACCAUCUACGCACAGGCUCCCUUUGGUGGCUUCAAGAUGUCAGGAAAUGGCAGAGAACUGGGUGAAUAUGCUCUGAGUGAAUACACGGAGGUGAAAACCGUCACCAUCAAACUGGAUGACAAGAGCCCCUGACUAGGGGUCCCCGAC
Molecule: messenger RNA, 1554 nt
Organism: Suncus etruscus (white-toothed pygmy shrew)
Lineage: Eukaryota; Metazoa; Chordata; Mammalia; Eulipotyphla; Soricidae
Gene: ALDH1A3
Product: aldehyde dehydrogenase 1 family member A3
Exons: 13
Coding region: 1-1539 (512 amino acids)
Molecular function (GO): aldehyde dehydrogenase (NAD+) activity
Source: RefSeq, a predicted model, not a curated record